CCGUUAUCCAAAAAAACACACUUCUCAUCAGUCCUUUCUUCUCGACAGAAAUGGCUGCUCAAUCCUUUACUUUGGCGAAUCUAAAGAUCUCCCAAAUCGAUUCUUUCAACAAUCAUAAACCAUCUUCUCCAUUACACUUCUUCUCCACGAGGAACACAUGGUUGGGCGGUGAUUCUUCUCUCUCCCUCGAGUCCUCCAUCUCCGUCCUACGAACCACGCGGCAAAGGAUCCCAAUCGCCGUCGUUGCCAGCUUACCCACCGCGAAUCCAGAAUCUGCGGUUUCUGAUGCGAAAAAGCCAAAAUGGUCAUGGAGAGGAAUCAAAUCAUUUGCAAUGGGAGAGCUGGAAGCUAGGAAGCUCAAGUAUCCCAACACUGGUACUGAAUCACUUCUCAUGGGUAUCUUGAUUGAAGGGACUAGUUUUACUUCCAAGUUUCUGAGGGCGAAUAAGAUAACGCUUCAAAAAGUUCGUGAUGAGACAAUCAAGUUACUAGGGAAAGCGGAUUUGUAUUUCUUCAGCCCUGAACACCCUCCUUUAACACAAGAUGCGCAAAGAGCUCUUGACUCUGCUGUCAAUCAGAAUCUUAAAGCAGGUGGUAUUGGGGAAAUAAUGCCGGCACACAUAUUGCUGGGGAUCUGGUCUGAAGUUGAAUCUCCAGGUCACAAGAUACUGGCAACUCUUGGUUUCACUGAUGAAAAAGCUAAAGAGUUAGAGUCUUUUGCCUCUGAAUCUGGAUUUUUAGAUGAAUAGUGUGUUGUUACAUUUAUGCCAUCUUAUUUUUCAUGUGGUCUCCAGACUCGUAGUUGCAGUUGGCAAUGAUGUUCUUAUCUGUUCAUUCUACUGUUCUUAAUCUCAGCUCUUUGCUUUUUCCUUGGAGACUUUAAGCACUUCCAAAGAGAAAUUACUUGCACUUGGAUCCUUCAGAUUUAUGUGUGAUCUUAUCACUAUUGGCAUUUUUUUCCGCAGCCUGAAUUUUUAUUUAGACGAGAAACGAUUACACAAUGUAAAUGUAUCACACGGUUAUUAACCAUCUGGAUCUAUCAUCAUGAGUUGUUUCGGCUCUUCUAUCAUCGCCUAGUGGGCCGACUAUAGAAUUUCC
Eruca vesicaria subsp. sativa (arugula) is the source of this 1098-nucleotide messenger RNA. The record is from the annotation of a GenBank genome assembly. Lineage: Eukaryota; Viridiplantae; Streptophyta; Magnoliopsida; Brassicales; Brassicaceae.